This is a messenger RNA of Aplysia californica (California sea hare), 1703 nucleotides long. Its product is annotated as actin. Bases 68 to 1198 code for a protein of 376 amino acids. NCBI's taxonomy places the organism in Eukaryota, Metazoa, Mollusca, Gastropoda, Aplysiida, Aplysiidae. The transcript is spliced from 3 exons. The record is from RefSeq and is a predicted model, not a curated record.
UUAAAUACAUUGCCCAACUGUCGUGAAGAUUGAAGAUGAGGAAGGAGGUGCCCCGUGAAAACUCACAAUGAACUGCUACUUGCCGAGUGACGAAUAUCCAGCUAUAGUCUUAGAAAAUGGAUCAGCUUCAUGUCGAGUCGGGUUUUGUGGAGACGAUGCACCUGCCUGUGUUUUUCCUAAUAUUAUAGGUCGUAGAAAAACAGGAGAUGGUAGCUCAUACAUAGGUUAUGAAGCUCAGGACAGACGAGAGCUGCUUAGUCUUCGAUACCCCAUAGAGCAUGGCAUCGUCACGGACUGGGAGGACAUGGAGAAAAUUUGGAACUUUGCAUUUUUCGGGGACCUCCAAGCAUCUCCUGAGCAACAUCCCAUUCUGACGACAGAAGCACCGCUAAACCCGAAGGGAAAUCGACAAAAGAUGGCGCAGGUGAUGUUUGAGACGUAUCAGACCCCAGCGUUUUACUGUGUCUUUGAGCCCCUUCUGGUCGUGCUGUCUGCCGGGAGGGUCACUGCCACGAUCGUUAAUGUUGGUGAUGGGAUCUCCUACGUUGUUCCAAUCUAUGACGGUUACACACCAGCCGUUGUAACCCGACAGGACCUCGGAGGUCGUGACCUCACUCUGGCUCUCCAACGACAACUACACAAAGCAGGUCAUAGCUUCACAACGAGUUCUGAGCUAGACGUAGUCCGAGAGAUGAAGGAAGCUACAUGUUUCGUGGCCAACGACAAAACAGUUUCCUCCAGUCCACAGUCGAAGGUUGUCGGAGGGACAGAACAAUCCUACAGAUUGCCUGAUGGCACAUCUAUCCAACUAUCUUCUGAGCGUCAUCUCGUACCAGAAAUAUUGUUUCGUCCUGAUGGCGUUGUGAACACGGGGAAAGGUUUAGGCCAGAUGGUGCAGGAAUCCAUCAACAACUGCAGUAUGGACGUCCGUGGACAACUGUACAAAGACAUUGUCCUGGCGGGGGGCACCACUUUAAUGGACGGGUUUGGAAUGCGACUGCAGCAGGAUGUUGCCCAGUUGGCUCCUCACGUGGGUCAGAAAGUGAAAGUGAGAUAUUCCCCCGAGCGGAAGUACCACGUGUGGCUGGGUGGGUCUAUCUUAGCCAGUCUCUCCACAUUCACUCCACUAUGGGUCACCAGGCAGGAGUAUCAGGAGUUUGGACCAGAGAUUGUUCAUAGGAAGGCAUUGACUGGUUAAUGAUGUCAAAGAGAUACAGAUGUUAAAGUGUUUGGUGUUGAACUUUGAAGUGUUUUAAUGGUGUUGAUGAAGUGAUUUGAAUAAUGUCAAACGGUGCAUUAUUUUGAAGUUUUAAUGAUGCCAGAAUGUUAAUGAUGUCAAAAUGUCAGUGAGGUUGAAGAGUAAAUAUGUUUAUGUGUUGAAAAUGUUGUAAAUUAUGUUGAAGGGUUAAUAUGUACACAUGUCAAUGACGUUGAAGUGUUAAUAUUGUUCUAUCAUUAAUUGCUUUUCUACAUUUCUUUUCUUCUAAUCUGUUCCUGGAGAUGUGUUUUUGAUAUCUUGCUGACUCGUGGUUUACUACUUCGCACUGACACUCAUGCAUACGCACUCUUACAGUUACAGUGUUGGAAAGCAUAAGUAACCUACAUGUUUACAAAUACAUACAUUCCCUCAUACACACACACACACUCACUCACUUACUCAAUCUCUCUCUCUCUCUCUCUCUCUCUCUCUUUCUUUCUUCUCU